Molecule: messenger RNA, 1398 nt
Organism: Funneliformis mosseae
Lineage: Eukaryota; Fungi; Glomeromycota; Glomeromycetes; Glomerales; Glomeraceae
Source: the annotation of a GenBank genome assembly
AUGUCUCGUUCAACGCCAGAAAUCAUAGAAAACAUUUAUGAGUACAUCGGAACGGAUUAUGUCACUUUACGAAACAUGGUUCUCGUCAAUCGUAAUUGGUGCAAAGUGGGAAUUCCGUAUUUAUGGAAAGCCCCAUUUAGUAUCGACAAAACGAAUUCCAUAAAACAAGUUCAAAUUAUUUCGACUUACCUUUCAUUCCUCAACGACAAAGAGCAUAAAUUUUUCCCGGUACAAAAGAGGACAUGCUUAUUUAAUUAUCCUAUUUACCUGAGAGAGUUGGAAAUCGAAAAUUUGAGCGUAAUUAAAACCACUUAUAAUGAUCCUUCUUUAAUUGAUGAAUUAUUAAUUGAGUUACUCAAUUCUCCGGAUACGAAGAACAGUCUGAAAAAUUUGAAAUCUUUAAUCUGCGGUUCCUUAGUUACGGGAAACGUCUUGACAUCUUUAACAAGCAUGUGUCAUAACAUUACCAAGGUUGAAAGUAAGUCCACAAAGGAUUCAACUUUUAAAAAGUUAACCGCCUUAAUUCAAAAUCAAAUCUCUUUAAGGGAAUUCACCUUGGAGGAUACCAAAUCCGACACAACGACGACCAUUGUAAACCUGGAACGUCAUAUCAAUUCCCUACUAUGUGUGAAUUUGAAGGAUAUUAUCAUUUAUAGGCAUGCAUCAAUUAAAUCCUUGGUGAAAUGUAUAAAUUUAGAAAAAUUACAUCUCGAAAUUUAUUUUCACAACUUCAGGGGGGUUAACAAUAAGGAAAUCUUGAAACCAUUAUUGGACGCACAGUUUUUUCAUUUAAAAGAUUUUAAUUUAACCUUAUUAGGUGAAAAAACUCAUGAUGAUUUGGUACUAUAUGACAUAUUGGAAGUUGUGUUAAGGAAUUGUGACGAAAAUUUGGAGAGAUUGACUCUCGGUAUUAAUUUUAAUAUUAAUUCGGAAAUUUUUCGUAUAGUUUCACAACUUUGUCCAAAUUUAACGACUCUUAAAUUAUUUAUCCAAGAGGAUGAGGAUUUGUCUGAUUUAUUGAUCCUUUUGCCCAAUCUCACAAACCUGAAAACGUUAAUCAUGACGAAAAAACCUUGGAUUGAAGACGUGCUUAACGUUUAUAAUAAUCCUAUCUUUAAACAAAUUAGUUUUGUCCUUCCUUCAACUGUAAAUAUUUUAAUCAUUGAUGGAAUAUUGACAUUUGAAUUCAUGCAAAAUUUUAUACGAUUAUUUAGAGGUUAUAUUAAAGAAUUCGAGUAUAAUAUUUUUGCUAAUAAUUAUGAUGAAGAAAUCGAGGCUCAUAAAAAUCUUUUGAGGAAUUAUGGUGAUAUGCUUAUUAAUAAUGAAAAGGCUAUCAAAAUUGAUAUUUCCUCUAAUUAUUAUAGGCAUAAAAUGGUUUUCAGGGCUUAUUACUUUUAA